CUUUAAGAGCGGAAGCACGUGCUGCGGAAGAAGAGAAGUGACAACAAAAACACGCGGGGUUUCAGAAUGGAGAGGGACACUCUCUCCCGCUUCAUGUCAGACCAUGAAGGUUUCCAUGGCACUAUAAAAAACUCACCCCAAGACUUUGUGGUUAUUGAGAGAGACAUCAAUGGACAACUUGUUAACGGUCCUUGUGUUCCAGAAGAACACACGAAGAGACCACCUCAACCAAGUCAGGCUGCUAAAAGGGACGAUGCAUUAAAACAAUCUGAACCAGAUGACACUGACGUUUUGACUGAGGAUUGCUUUGAUCUGAAUGUAAUCCUGCGUCCAGCUGUGAACAAAGAGCUGGAGCGUUUCACUAACAAAAUAAGGGUAAGAGCUGGCGAGAAAGAAAAGGUGGAACUGUCGCUGGGUACUUAUCCCGAUAAACACCAGAGAGCAGUUGUGCACAGAGCGGUACGAUACAACUUCCCCUUUCUCCAGACUCUGACCGACCGGUCGGAGAUUCGGGUCAGAGAGGACCCGGACUUCAAUGAGCUUGCUAGUUUAGCCUCCGAAGCAGAAGCUGAGGAGUUCUUCCGGUUCAUCGAUGCCAAAGCGCCUGGUUCUGCGUUCACCUUCCUGCCCGAUGACAGCAAGGAGCAUCGGACUUCGGUUCACCAUUUCGUCAGCAGGCGGUUUGGGAAGCUUGUGGAAACCAAGAGCUUCACCGACCAGCAGAGGACUUCCAUUACAGUGAGACUAAGGGAGAGAAGCAGACAACCCAAGAAGAGAGCGAUAGCAGAAUGUCAAGAGGAGGCGACGUUAUACACGGCUUUCACACUGAGGAAGGAGAACCUGGAGACUCUGGAGGCCAUCAGCUACAUGGCUGCUGUGCUUGGAGUGCUUCCGUCCGAUUUCACCUAUGCAGGAAUUAAAGACAAGCGAGCCAUCACCUACCAGGCCAUGGUGGUGAAGAAGAUCUCUCCAGAGCGGUUGCAGGACCAAGUCUUAGAUUUUAAGAGGAGGGGAAUGCAGAUCUCUCAUGUGCGUCCUGUUUCUGAGCCCCUUAAGCUCGGCAGACUCCAGGGAAAUCACUUUGAUCUUGUCAUCAGAGACCUGAAGCCUCAUGGGAAAAGUCAACUUACAGAGCUGCAACAUCUUGUAAAAGAGGCAGUGGAAAAUGUGAAGAACAGAGGCUUUGUAAAUUAUUAUGGUCCCCAACGGUUUGGAAGCGGAUCAUGUGUCCAAGCAGACCAAGUAGGGCUUGCGCUAUUAAAGGAGAAAAUGGAGGCUUCCGUUAAGCUGUUCUUCACUCCAGAGGAUGGUGAUGAUCUCCAGAACAAGGCAAAACGUCACUUUCUUCUCACUGUUCCUGUGCAUCCGAGAACGACUAACAGCCUCCGUGCAUCUCUCUCUUCAGGGAAUGCCAAGGAGAGCCUGGCCCUCAUGCCAGCUUAUAAAGCCAGAGAGCGCCUCAUGCUCCGAGCUCUUCACCGAUACGGCAGCGGUCAGGAGGGUUGCAUACGUGGCUGGCUCAGUUUACCCCACAGCAUGAGGGUCUUCUACCUCCACUCCUACUGUAGCAGGGUGUGGAACGAAGCUGCCAAAUACCGGCUCCAGACACUGGGCUUUAAGCCUGUCCAGGGAGAUCUAGUUUUAUGGUCCGGAUCUGAAAAGAGACUCAAAGACACCACAGAGGAACUGAACACGCCACAGGUUAGGAACUCGGAGGAACAGGUCCAUGUUGUGACCUCUGUGGAAGAAAAGGAUGAAGUUUUUUCAUUAGACCAGGUAAUUCUUCCGAUGCCAGGAAAUAGCGUCAAGUACCCAGAAAACGUACUGGGCCAGUGGUAUCAAGAGCGUUUGGCUGAGGAUGGCUUGGGGUCAUCUCGUUUCAGAGUGACUUCCCUUAAACUCAACAUCCCGGGAUGUUAUCGCCCGCUGCUCGCAAAGCCACAGAACAUGACGUACAGCCUGCAGACCUCUGAGGAGCUUCAGGGACAGUCAGAUCAGACCCGUGUGUCCAGUCUAUCGGUAAACUUUAACCUGGAUGCAUCCUGCUAUGCUACUGUGUGUCUUGGGGAGAUUAUGAAGUGUAAUCUGUCAUAGUUUAUUUGAUGUGAUUAAAAAUGCUUACAGACUAAAAAUAUUGUGGAUCUUUUGUAAUUGAUUUGUGUGAAAUAUUAGGGGCUGUUUUGUGGCAUGUUAUAUAAGCGAUUACCGGGAAUUCCUGUCAUAAAGCAUUUGUGCCAAAAGAAGAAGAUAUUCUGUGCCACUGUCGAUGACGAGGAACUCUGGAUGGGCCUUGAAGUUGUACAUGCAAAGAUUUAAUAAAAAAUAAUCUUGACAAAUCUGAUUGUUUGUUUUUGAAUGUUUCAGUAAGUGAAUAUUUCAGUUUAAUGCAUUUGAACGUGAUUUCAGUAUCUAUAAAAUCUCAUGGCAAACAUGCUGUUUCUCUGCGUUCCUGAUAAGUUCUUUAGCUUUAGUUCUGAAGGAGGUGAUCAAGCUGAGUAUUUGGAUAAGAGCUGACACGCUCAUCUAGAAGUGAUAUUGUAGAUCUAUGCACUAGAUUUCUGUACAUGAGGGAAAAAAAGAUAGGAAAAAAGAGGCUUGCGAAUUCUUGCUAACAUUAUUAGGCCAUUAACAUUACCACAAAUUAGCUCCCCAUUUUCUUUGGCUCAGGAUAUUAAACACGAUUUCGAUUUUUUUUUGUCACCAUGUCUAGCAAGACACUGAAACAACAAAACCCCCAAAAGCAAAUAAAGGUGACUAAGUAUAGCUAAUUGACUUUCAUUCGUUAAAGUCCUUGUUCAAAUUCAAUAUAAUGUGUUUUACAGCAAGUGCUUUGGGAUUGUGAAAAUCCGUUACUGCUUAUAUGUUAAAGCUCAUAUAUUGCAAAAUAAAUGCUACUCAUUUAUCAAUCACAGUAGCUUAGGUGAUAUUAUGUAUAAUCUUCACAAGGUCAACGCCCAAUCUUGCUUUUUAAUUAACUAAUUGACUCAUUUUUAAACAUCCUAAUUGAACUAUAGACUAAUCCUGGUUUAGUCUAAACCCUGUCUUUGAAACCAGGCCAAAAUUAACUAAAAUAGUCAAUAACCCUGAAAAGCUAAAACUUACAUCACAAACUGCCUCACUGCCUGUCUAUGGUAUGCAAAAUCUUAUGCAAAAUGCUGUUACCUCUGUGGUUCAGGUUAUAGAGCAUUGCGUUUUAGUCUUGGAGUCCCGAAUUCAAAUCCCACUCUCAUUUUUUCAACUACACUAACUAAACUGCUUUAAACUAAAUCUCAAGCUUACGUUACAAAUAACACCAAUCAUCAGAGUUUAGAACAGUAAGCAAGAAUUCUGACAAUAAAAAGCGUGUACGUCUACAGACCCUGACGUGGCGCUAAGCACUUUUUCAUGUCAAAGACGCCAGCAUGGAUUAAAUGUACACACACUCUAAGAUCAAAUCUGUGUACGCACUCUAUUUAACCAGACUCUGGUGGUAUAUCAUUGCAUGGUUAUGUAACAUUCCAUUAAACAAAAGCUUCUAAAUAACCUAAACCCUUUAUUUAGCCACAUUUAAAUAUAUGCAAUUAAAGAUGAGGUUGUGAGACAUUAGUUUGAUGAGCUCUUUUUGCAAAACACUCAAUAAACUCAGCCAGAAUGUCCUUAAAUACAAAAUUACAAAUUUUGGUCACAGACUCAAUGGCUCAGGUGGUAGAGCGUUUACCUUCCCUCUUGGAGACAUGGGUUCAAACCCCACGAAUGUUUAUUUUAAAUAGUUGAAAACUCAAUACAACUCUACCUAAAACAUCACCAUCUCACACUACCGGCUCAGUGGGUCAGAGGCUCAACACAUGUAAGUUGCAGACCAGGUUACGGUACAGGUGUGGGUUCAAAUCCCACAUUGGUGUGUGGGGAACACACCAUAGGUGGAGAAAAAACCUGCCCUGAGGUGGAGAGAAGACCAGACCAGACCAGACCAAACCAGUGGAGGAGAGAAGAAAAGACCAGACCAGAGGAAGAAGACCAGACCAAACCAGUGGAGGAGAGAAGAAAAGACCAG
Molecule: messenger RNA, 4033 nt
Organism: Puntigrus tetrazona (Sumatra barb)
Lineage: Eukaryota; Metazoa; Chordata; Actinopteri; Cypriniformes; Cyprinidae
Gene: pus7l
Product: pseudouridine synthase 7 like
Exons: 9
Coding region: 67-2094 (675 amino acids)
Biological process (GO): pseudouridine synthesis
Cellular component (GO): nucleus
Molecular function (GO): RNA binding; pseudouridine synthase activity
Source: RefSeq, a predicted model, not a curated record